CAACAACCUGUUGCUAUGUAACAGCGUAGAAACAGACGCAAGUGUUACUCUCGCAUGUUACGUAUAGCUUCUAUCAAACUAUUUGGAGUUGGAAAAUCCCAUUAAUUUUUGUAAGAGAUGGAAUAUUUAUCUGUUUCAGACAUGUUGUAAAUUGAACUUUGAUAGCUUUCAACACCAGAAACAGCAACAUGGAUCCAGUACCCAACAGGAUGAACAGGGAGAUGAUCCAGAAUGCAAUAGAGAAAAACAGCAUCAAAUCUGAUUUAAUGUCCAAAGAGGACAACAUUUGUCUCCCUGAAGCUGAUGUCAUUAAACUGGAAUACCAAAAUAUCCAAAGGAUUGACUCGUUGCAAGAAUAUACCUCCUUGGUUCGGCUUGACCUAAACAAUAACCUCAUUAAGAAGAUCCAGGGCCUGGAUUCUCUUAUUAAUUUGACAUGGCUAAAUCUGUCAUUUAACCGGAUCGAGAAAAUCCAGGGUCUGACAUCUCUGCAGAAACUCAAGGUCCUGAAUUUGUCAAACAACCAAAUCACCGUCAUAGAGAACAUGGACACACUUGACAACCUCACUCAUUUCUUCAUUGGAUGUAACCUCCUAAACCAGCUGGAAAAUGUUUUGUACCUAAAGAGGUUUAAGAAAUUGGUCCACAUUUACAUGAAGGGAAAUCUCUUCUCCAACGAGGACGAUUACCAGUUUUUUAUUGUUGCUUUUUUUCCAAACUUGACAGUCUUGGACAACAAAUUGAUUCUCCAGGAGCUGAAAGAAAAGGCAUCCAGCAAAUACCAAGAUGACAUCGAGAAAAGGAAUCAAGAGGAGAGUCAAAAGCAACUAGCUGAAGAAGUUCUGCAAAAACAAGAAGCUGAACUGAAUUUACACAAAGAGGCCUUUGUUGAGUACCUCGAUGGGCCACAUUUGUUUAAAAGCAUGUUUGAUGAAGAUACGUUCUCAUCAGACAGACGUUCUGUUCCAGGAAUAGAGGAUCUCCUUCAGUCAUUUGAAAACCAAAUGGUGGGGCUGUGUAAGCAGUUGUUUGACAGAGGUUUGGCAGAGCGUGAACAGAGGGAAAGAGAGCUGAAGUCAUUCUCCAGUUCCCAGGAUGAGGUAGAGACGCACUACAAAAACCAAGCAAUUCAAGUUCUGGAGGAUUUUAAUAGGCAGCACAAAGAGAGGAUUAAAAAGUUGGAGCAAUUAACCCUCCGAAACUCAGUUUCCGAGGAACUCAGCCGUGGCUAUGAUGAAAUCAACAAACUCUCUGAAAGGCUGAUGACACUGGAGUUUAAGCUUAUCAGCAAGCUGGAGGAGAACAUCAGAAACGUUGAAACCUGCAUCUCAGACAAGGUCACAGACUUCAUUGAAAUUGCUCAAGAAACAUUUACUGAAUGUCGGAAUCUGGAAGAUGAUUUUCAUCACAAAGUGCAAGAAAUUAUCGAUGCAACUCUGGAGAAUGUUGCCAAAGGAAGUCAGGUGGAAAACUUACCACAUGAUGUAAAGAUGUUGUUUACAGACAAAAUAAAAGUGAUGCAUGCACUGAACACAAACCAUAAACUCCACCUGCUGACUCUCAAUGACCGAGAGCAAAAGUUACUUACAUCAGUGAGUUCCUGGAAAAUUGCCUUCUUCAAAGAUGUUCAUGACAAAGUAACUCAACAGAAUCGCACGCGCAUUUCAGACAUCCAUAGAUAUGCAGAUUUCUUAAGGAAGCAGCUGGAGAGAUUUCACUAGUUUCAUAAGUUUGGCAAAAUGUUACUGUAAAUGCAAGUAAAAAGUGAUUUUUUAAAACUUUUUUUUUUUUUACAUUUUUGGUGUUCAUAUAAUUUGUACAAAUAGGCAUGUGAAUCUAUUUGAAACCACAGAUGAAAACGGACAUACAUUUUUGCAUCAAAUAUUAAAAACAUGCAAACAUUGAAA
This is a messenger RNA of Oryzias latipes (Japanese medaka), 1907 nucleotides long. NCBI's taxonomy places the organism in Eukaryota, Metazoa, Chordata, Actinopteri, Beloniformes, Adrianichthyidae. The record is from RefSeq and is a predicted model, not a curated record.